This is a messenger RNA of Cyprinodon variegatus (sheepshead minnow), 1790 nucleotides long. RefSeq names its product angiopoietin-related protein 5-like. Lineage: Eukaryota; Metazoa; Chordata; Actinopteri; Cyprinodontiformes; Cyprinodontidae. The transcript has 7 exons. Gene Ontology annotation, biological process: Tie signaling pathway; angiogenesis. Gene Ontology annotation, molecular function: receptor tyrosine kinase binding. Bases 73 to 876 code for a protein of 267 amino acids. The record is from RefSeq and is a predicted model, not a curated record.
GCAGUUUAGUCAGUUGUAUAAAAGGGCUGCAUCUGUUGUGCUGUUUGAGCUGGGGUGCAAGGUUCAACCAACAUGCAGGUCAAAAUGAGGAGUCUGCCUUGCUAUGGUGUGCUCAUAUUCACACUUCUGAUGAGCUGUUCAGUCCAAGCCGAGCAAAAGAAGAAAGCUGCUAAAUCUCAAGGUACAGACUGCUCACAGAUUAAGACUCGUUCUCCAAGGGCCACCAGUGGAGUUUAUCAAAUCACGCCUGCAGGAUUUAAAAGCAGCUUCAAGGUGUACUGUGAGAUGAAUUCAGAUGGAGGCUGGACGGUGUUUCAGAGGCGAACUGGAGGCUCUGUUUCCUUCAAUAAAAAAUGGGCCGCAUAUAAAAAUGGAUUUGGAAACCAAACAGGUGAUCACUGGCUGGGUCUCAAGAAGGUCUUUGCACUGACGAAGAAAAAAUCAAAGAACUGGAUCUUGAGAGUGGAUCUGUGGGAUCAUGAAGGUGGCACUGCUGUUGCUGAAUACAAGGACUUCAGACUGGGAAAUGAAAAAACAGCUUUUAAACUCCAUGUUGGGAAAUACAGUGGAAAUGCAGGUGACGCCAUCCGUGGGGCCUAUGAGGGCAUCGACCAAAAUGGCUUCGGCUUCAGCACCAUCGACCGCGACAAUGACGGCUGCUCCCCGUGCAUCUUCGGUGACAUCGCCGAAUCAAAGUGUUCCCUCUCAGAGGGUGGUGGUUGGUGGUACAGCAGGUGUGGCUCGGCCAGUCUGAACGGUGAUUGGCAUCCUUCUGGAAAUCACAUUGGCUGGGCCUCAGGUCUGCACUGGCUCACAUGGAAAGGGCCCGCCCCUUAUUCAGCCAAAGCCACGAGGAUGAUGAUAAAGUGUAUGUGAGAUAGAAGCAAAGACCCAUGCAAAAUUCAAACCAGGGGCUUACAUAAAUUGCACAAAAGACAACUUUUUCUCUAAUAACAUCUCAAGUUGAAACUAAACUUUUCCUGUUUUAGAUCAGUUUUUUUGUAAGAUCAUUUGUUUUGUUAAAUAAUGGAGUACGACUUAGAACAGUUUAAGAUCUGUUUAAAAUCAGAAGCCACUUCUACAAAUUGACUUUUUUGUCUUUAAGCCACUCUGAAACCGAUUGAGCAGUACAACUGGUCUCCCAAACGGUCAAUAAUCUUAUUAUUUUCUGUUUUGAAGACUGAUUUGUGCUGAAGCUUUAACUUGCUGGCAAUAUCCUUCAGAUGUUGCCUGAUUAUGCUCACAAAAUUUUCCUCUCUCUACUUAUGACACUCUCAAUUUUGUGAAGUCAAACAGUCAUUUCUGUUGGUAAAUACCACAACAACAUGACACAUCCACCAUUAUAUUUCUAAUUGAGUUUAGUGCUUUUUGGCUUGGAAGGUUCCCCAUUUUUCCUACUUAUGUAACAAUGACAACAAUCAUAACUAAGGAGUUGACUCAAAAAAAGUAAGGUCAAUGUAACAGUCAUAUCAUCAUCAUCUGUACGUCCCCAAACUGCUUACAGGCUUUGCAAUGAAAAAAAAAAGUAAAAAAAUCUGGCUUCAGUUGUACAUUCUCGGUACAUCCUGUACUUCUGGGUUUCAAGAUGAGUAAAUGUUUUCUAAACAUUCUCCCUUAUAGUGCCUCCACUUUCAAUGUAUUUACCACAUGCAUUGUAAAUCCCUAUUUCUACUUUAGCUGUUACUGUUAUUUCAAACAGAGACUGUAACAUCAUAUGUUUGUGUAGACAUUCUGUCACCAUCGUUUUGUCUGUCAUGCAUGUUUAAAAAUAAAAGCUUUUCAAAGUUUUU